Messenger RNA from Sitodiplosis mosellana (orange wheat blossom midge), 3347 nucleotides. RefSeq lists its product as uncharacterized. Bases 1264 to 3060 code for a protein of 598 amino acids. NCBI's taxonomy places the organism in Eukaryota, Metazoa, Arthropoda, Insecta, Diptera, Cecidomyiidae. The record is from RefSeq and is a predicted model, not a curated record. The transcript is spliced from 6 exons.
GUCAAAGCAACGAUGCGAAGUAAAGAAACUGCGAAAUCAAAACAUUACACGCUGUGGUUUUCGUACCAUUUUCCUCUAUUUUGGAUGAAAUUCAAUGAAUAAACUCUUUGUUUAUUAAUUAGAAAGGACAAGUGAAACGGUGAAUAAUAAAGCGAAACAUACAUCAAACACAUUGGAGCUUCAAAGAAAAAUAUAGACAAGAACAGAGAAUUUUUUAUUCCAAAAUUACCAGAAUGAAUUACCAUGCCGAUCAAUUAUUAUGAGAUUUUAAACUGUCAUCCGUCGGACACAAUCGAAGAAAUAAAAAAAUCAUAUCAAGCUUUGGUCUUGAAACAUCAUCCAGACAAACAAAACACCACCGGCGAUCGAAAUGUUUUGCAACUAUUUUAUCAAAUAGAUGAAGCAUGGAAGAUGCUAAGGGAUCCAGAACAGCGAAAAAAGUACGAUGCCGAAAUGCAACAGCACAGAUUCAACGAUGAGCCAAUUGUUUAUGCAAAAAUCUAUCGAAAGGAUUUCGAAUUUGAUGCCGAUUCACAGAGCAAUCUGUAUCCAUGCCGAUGUGGAGGAUAUUUUGUUCUACCCGACGAUUGCAUCGAAUCAAGUGACUGUGAUAAUGGCGUAGCUGAUUCAUCGAUAGAUGAAAAUUGCGGAGAGAAUGAUGAAGUAUACAUUGAAUGUGACGAAUGUUCGUUUGUCGUGCAAUUGCUUAGAAAUCAAAACACCAACAGAUGACCAAUAAAAACAAUUGUUUUUUUCUUUAUUUUAACCAGUAUUUUUACACAAGUUCAAAUCUACGAUUGAAUUACAACCAUAAAUUGAAUAUGGUUGCAAAUAUGUCAACUUUGUAAUAUUUUCUCGAAAAUUUAUUCUAAAAAGUUAUUUUCCAACAAUUUCGUGCAUUAAUGAAUGAUUCCGAAAACCGAAAAAGUAUUUGGAUAAGUCGAAUCUGCAUUGCUGGAUUUGCCAUAAGCGCCAUCUGUAGUUGUUUUCGCCGAAUAUGUCAUUGUCAGAAAACAUUGUUUGUAAUCAACAUAAACAUAUAACACAAAAAUAAAAGUUAAAUUUCCUAUUUCAACAUCAACAUAAAAAUCUGAAUUGUUAUUCAAAAAAAAAAAAAAACCGAAAAGUUUAAAUGACAACGUGAUUCGAGUGCAGCAUUCCAAUUGUAUCGGCAUUGAAAAGUUUCGUAUUUGAUAAAAUCAAUAAACAAUUGGAUUUGAUUUCCUGUGAAUUGAGAGGAAAUGAUUGAUACACAAUGGGUAGAUGAGUCUUGACUUAGCCUUCAUACGUCGAAUUAUUUCUUCAUCACAGGCUUCCGUCAUAACAAUGUAUUCAGAGGGUUACAAAUAUUGGUUGGCCUACAAAAAAAAUAAUACCAGUUAUUACCGAUGUUCGCGCUACAAAACCGGGUGCCCAGGUCGUUGUGUUGUCGAAGGCUCAAAAAUUCGAGUAUGCACAGAGCAUAAUCACAAUCAUCCGCCGGAACCCGAUCGUGUGCUUGUUGACAAGUUUCGUAAGGUGCUAACGAAUCGUGCUGCAGUCGAGACAAAGGAUCUGUAUACCAUAUACUGGGAGGAAGCAAGCCAACGACAUUCAGAUGCGGCUCUGCUGUAUACAUUCAGUGGUGCCGAGUCUGCUAUGAGAAAAGCACGCCGAUAUAAGCAAUUGCCUCAAGAACUGAAUAAUGUACAAGAUUUGGAUAAUAUUCUUAGCAACACGAAUAUGUUUCGUAUUCACAGCGGAUCGCGUCGUGACCCAUUCUACCAGACAACACUCACACUCAACGAUGACAGUGUGUGCGUGAUUUUUAUGCAUAUGAAUACCAUCGAAACAAUUGGCCACAUCGAAGAAAUCCACAUAAAUGAUGCGAUCAACGGUGAUCCGGACAUACAACUCACCCAUCAUCUGCUCAUUGUUCAUGCCGUGAAAAAUUAUUACCACAUUCCCAUCUUGUAUGCGAUAUCAGCAAUAAAAACACAAGCGAUUUAUGCUGUUAUCUUUGCCUAUGUUCGAGAAAGUUUGUCCACGUACAUCACUCCUAAUACGAUUAUGAGCGAUUUCGAUCCAGAAACGCAAUUGGCACUUGCCUACACAUUUCCCGAUGCAUCCAUUAAAGGUUUCUGGCAUUACUACACCGAUUCGAUUCUGAAGUACAUGAAAUGCAUUCGAUUGCAAUGGGACAAGGGCCGUAGUAAUACGUCAAGCUGUUUACGAAUGUUGAUGGUGCUGCCAUUGCUACCUGCGGAAUACAUGGUGCCUGGGCUGCAAGCGAUUCGCAAAUGGGCCCAAGAAAAAUCGGUCAUGAAUUCAUCGAUUGAAAAAUUAUGCUCGUUUAUUGAACACGAUUGGCUACGUUCUGUUGGCGCCGAUAAAAUGUCUAUUUUCGGUUUUCCGCAUGGCGUUCACAAUUAUGUGCAACACUUCAAUAACGAACUGAAGCAAUCACUGCUCAACUCACAACAACAACAAUCCAUUUGGCAUAUUUUAGAAUGCAUAACACAUUUAGCCACCCGAACUUAUUUAAAAUGUAAAAAGCACCAAAAUGCGACAGACAUCAAACCGAAUAAACACCAAACGGUGCUAGAGACAAUCAUAAAAAAUGCCACGCAAAUGUGGUGCUCUGAUCCGAUUCACCUGCGAAAUCCAUUGCAGUUUUUGCAAUUGAGUAGUCAUUGUAUCAAUGACGUUCACAUGGAAGCAUCCCAGGCGCAGUUGGGUGCCUCUUCGGAACAUAAGUCAAAUGCUGGAAAUCAUGAUGAUGACCGACAUUUUAAUCUAUCAAAACAGAAUUCAAAUAGGAGAAACAAAACGUCUACGACAAAAGAUGCUAAGAAAAAUUACGUAGCGAUUUCACAUGACGAUAUGAAUGCAACUCUGGUGGAAGAUGUUUCAACAAAACCAAUGUCGACUGUACCGCAAUCUUUCGCAGUGAAAAGUGUCAAUAGAUCCGAGCCACCGCCACUGGCAUUUUUCCCAAAAAAUGGCAAUAUACGAAAACCAAUCAUUUUCUCGGCCACAGAACCACCACCACUAGUUCCGAUUGCACGGAAUUUUGCGUAAGGAACAAAAGAUGAAAGUACAAAACCAUACAAAAUGCCAAGUGCAAACGAAUUUUUAUUCACGAAACAUUUUAAUUUUUGGACAAGGUCUCAUUUUUUAAGUAUUAUUAUUCUUCAACAGUAUUUAAAUAUUUUAAUUUCAUUUUAUUUGAAAUCAUAUUAGAUAAAGAAUUUUUGAAGACGUUGCACUUGAGUUUAAGAAAGGCAAUAAAAAAUGGAAAUUAAUUUUAUAUUUAAAACUAAUUUAGUGAUCAGAUUAAAUAAAAUAAAGAAAAUUUAAAAUAAAAA